AAAAAUGCGCCGUGCUGGCGCCUCCUGACGACAGUUAUGGGCUACUGCCGGAGCAGGGAGCUGCAGAAAGAGAGAGGCUUUCUCACAUUUCCCGAUUUCUCCCAGCCGAGUCCGCUGUGCCGCUUCCACCACAUCACGGCCGCCAGCGAGCCGAGACGACGACAAUGCGCCCGGCGCGCGGUGCUCCAGCGUUCAGCCCGACCAGCGCGCGCCUCGUCCACGGUUCCCACGAACAAGGUCAGAAGAUCCGAUCCUGAGGGAAUGGUGCUGCUGAGAUGACCUGCGUGGCCUUACUUUCCUCAAGAGAUUAUUCUCCAAUCAAAAGAGCGGAGCGGAAUCUUUCCAGGACAUGGUUGACAGGCUCGCGUGAUGGACAGGUGAUGGAGUCCUCCAUCAUCUUUCUCCACCAGUGACUCGGCCUGGCGGCGCUCCCUCAGAGGCAUAAGUGUGUACCAGCGGUCCAAGGCCCCCUAUUUCUUUGCCAUGGUGACAUAAGCAGUGCUGCAAUAUGAGGGAGAGCCAACGUGAGAGCGUGUCAUUUCUUUCUCCAGUAGCCGCUGCAGCCGCUACCUCAACGCCGUUCGUAUUUAACUCGGUGACGAGACUGACUUUGUUGUGAAUAAUCUCUGCUCGCCGUCUUCUACCCACACCGGGAAGGAAAGAGACUGUCCCCAAGGCGUGUUGCUGGGCCAGCGGGGCGGAGCGGCGUGGCGUGAGACGAUGCUGGGAUGCGUGACGCGCCUCCGUCGGCUGGUCCGUCUCCUCCCCCUGCAGACCUCCCUGCUGCUGCUCUUCCUCUUCUGCACCGUCAGCGUCUUCAUCUCGGCCUACUUCCUCUAUGGCGUCAAGCGGGAGCUGGAGCCGUCGGGAGGGGGCGUGUCCGGAGCGGAGGGAGCGUCCGCAGACUCCGAUGACCCACGGGUCACGCCCUCCCGGCUGCUGCCGCUGCGGAAUGUCCCCGGGGGCCCCGGGGUGGACCCGGCAGGGGCCAGGACAGACCCCGUGGUUCUAGUGUUUGUGGAAAGCCAGUAUUCUCAGCUGGGCCAGGAGAUCGUGGCCAUAUUGGAGUCCGGCCGGUUCAGGUACCGGACCGAGAUCUCUCCUGGCAAAGGGGACAUGCCGACACUGACGGACAAAGAAAGAGGGCGAUUCACACUGGUGAUUUAUGAGAACAUUCUGAAAUAUGUCAACUUGGACGCCUGGAACCGAGAACUGCUGGACAAGUACUGUGUGGAAUACGGAGUUGGCAUCAUUGGCUUCUUCAAGGCCAAUGAAAACAGUCUGCUCAGUGCACAGCUGAAAGGCUUCCCCCUCUUUCUGCACUCCAACCUGGGUCUGAAGGACUGCACCGUCAACCCCAAGUCUCCGCUCCUCUUCAUCACCCGGUCGGGCCAGCCCCUGCCGGGUCCUCUCCCCGGGGACGACUGGACGGUGUUUCAGUCCAACCACUCCACCUACGAGCCCGUGCUGCUGGCCAAGACGCAGUCGGCCGAGAGCGUGGCGUCGAUGGGGCAGAACGCGGCCCUGCUGCCGUCGGUGGUGCAGGACCUGGGGCUGCACGACGGCAUCCAGAGGGUCCUGUUCGGGAACAACCUGGUCUUCUGGCUUCACAAGCUGGUGUUUGUGGACGCGGUGGCCUUCCUGACGGGCAAGAGGCUGUCGUUGUCCCUGGAGCGCUACAUCCUGGUGGAUAUAGACGACAUAUUCGUGGGCAAGGAGGGCACCCGCAUGAAGGUGCCUGAUGUAAAGGCCCUGCUGGAGACGCAGAGGGAGCUGCGCACCCAUGUGCCCAACUUCACCUUCAAUCUGGGCUUCUCAGGGAAAUUCUUUCACGCUGGAUCUGACGAGGAGGACCUGGGAGAUGACUUGCUGCUUUCAUAUGUCAAGGAUUUCUGGUGGUUUCCCCACAUGUGGAGUCACAUGCAGCCGCAUUUGUUCCAUAACCAGUCCGUGCUGGCCGAGCAGAUGUUGCUCAACAAGAAGUUUGCCAUGGAGCACGGCAUCCCCACUAACAUGGGCUAUGCUGUGGCCCCCCACCAUUCGGGCGUCUACCCUGUUCACAUGCAGCUGUACGACGCCUGGAAGAAGGUGUGGGGCAUCAAGGUGACGAGCACGGAGGAGUACCCCCACCUGAAGCCCGCCCGCUUCCGGCGAGGUUUCAUCCACAGCGGCAUUAGCGUGUUGCCCAGACAGACAUGCGGUCUGUUCACACACACCAUCUUCUACAAAGACUACCCAGGCAGCCCCAACGAACUGGACAAGCUCAUCAAUGGAGGCGAGCUCUUCCUCACCGUUCUGCUGAACCCUAUCAGCAUCUUCAUGACUCACUUGUCCAACUAUGGGAACGACCGCCUCGGCCUGUACACCUUCAAAAGCCUGGUGAUGUUCCUCCAGACCUGGACCAACCUGAAGAUGCAGACGCUGCCGCCCGUUCAGCUGGCUCACAAGUACUUCAGCCUGUUUCCCUCUGAGAGAGACCCCCUCUGGCAGGAUCCUUGUGAGGACAAAAGGCACAAGGACAUUUGGUCAAAGGAGAAAACAUGUGAUCGCUUCCCCAAGCUGCUCAUCAUCGGGCCUCAGAAAACAGGGACGACGGCUCUGUACCUGUUCCUCGGCAUGCACCCCGACCUGACCAGUAACUACCCCAGCAAGGAGACGUUCGAGGAGAUCCAGUUUUUCAAUGGACACAACUAUCACAGAGGCAUUGACUGGUAUAUGGAAUACUUCCCUCUGCCCUCCAACACCAGUUCAGACUACUACUUUGAGAAGAGUGCCAACUACUUUGACUCUGAGGUGGCGGCUCAGAGGGCCGCGGCGCUCCUGCCCAAAGCCAAGAUCAUCACCAUCCUCAUCAACCCGGCAGACCGAGCCUACUCCUGGUAUCAGCACCAAAGAGCCCACGACGACCCGGUGGCGUUGAAGUACUCCUUCCACGACGUGAUCACCGCGGGCCACGACGCUCCGGUCAAGCUGCGGGUCCUCCAGAACCGCUGUCUGGUGCCGGGCUGGUACGCCGUCCACCUGGAGCGCUGGCUCAACUUCUACCACUCCAGCCAGCUGUUGGUUUUGGACGGACAGAUGCUGAAGACCGAGCCCGCCUCAAUUAUGGAUAAAAUCCAGAAGUUUCUCAGCCUUGCCAACGUUAUCAACUACCACAAGAUCUUGGCGUUUGACCCCAAGAAAGGAUUUUGGUGUCAGCUGGUGGAGGGAGGAAAGACGAAGUGUUUGGGAAAGAGUAAAGGACGCAAAUACCCUGACAUGGAUCCUGAGUCGCAGGGGUUCCUCAGGGAAUACUAUCGAGAUCACAACAUCGAGCUGUCCAAGCUUCUGUACAGGAUGGGCCAGCCGCUGCCCAGCUGGCUCCGGGAGGAACUGGUCCACACCAGGUAGCAGCGCCCGCAGGUGGACGACCACGCCUCCACCCCCCCCCCGCCACUGCUCUGUCCCGCGGCGGCCCCGCCCCCCACGUGGCCUCAAGCACCGGAGAUCCUCGGCGGUUUUGACGCAGACUGGAUCAUGUCGACAUCCAGGGAUGGGAUUUUCCUACGAGGAUUCAAAACCUGAUUGCGAUCUUCCAAAACAGGACGACAGUGGACAAAGCAGAGCAGAGACACGGAUGUCCCGAAGAGACGGCGAUCCACACGAGGAGCCGGCGGUGUCUGAUAAUCACAUCUCUGUUCUUCUUAAUCGAGCUCACUUUUCACCACAUGAACUUCUUCUGGGAACUUAAAGGAGGAGGGGGAAAAAAAAAAAAAAAGCGUCUGAAGCUUGAGCAGCCUUCAUUUUCAGUUCUCGGAGCAGGAAGCAAAGAGACGUAACGCUCCGUCCGUGAGCGGCGCUGUCGGAGCUCACUGACGCAGGAAACACACGUUUCAUUCUAAAAGCAUCGCAGCCUGAUUGACGGAGAGACGUCGGAUCGGAGUCCUCGAUAGACGCGUUUGAGAGGAGGAACGGGACGUGUGGAGUUUUGACUCGGGCUGCAUGUCGUAGCCUUACAUGAUAGGCCUUGGUAGAACCUAGUUAUCGCAUUUACAAGUGCCAGGGAAGAAUGUUCAUUAAACUAUUACCAUGUGGACUUCGGAGGGUUCUUUAAGUUUGUGUUUUACGUUUUAUUUCCUUUGAUCUUGUUUUAACAUUUCUAUAAUGCUGAAGGCAACGCAUUAUUGUAGAAUGUACCAAAACUAAACUUCUUAGCUCCGUUGUGUCCAUGUAGGCCGGAUGUACAGUGGAGGUAUUUAUUCUGUUUUGGCUCAGUUUUGCAAUGAUCACCGAUGAGUGGAAGUUGAAAGCACAAUGUUUCAGGCAUUCGAGUCACGAUCAUUUCUGAACUUACUGGAAAGCACACUAACAAACAGGCUCCUACUCCAAUCUGUGAACAAUUUCAUAAGCUAGCGUUUUAACGAAGCACGCCGGAGGGACGGGAGAGCAGCGCAUGUCAAAAUCUGAUCUCAGCAGUGAGGUUUUUUUUAUCAAAUCUGUAUAGUUUAUUUCAUUUUCUUUUAUGUCAUUUACAAAGAGGACUUUAUUUUGGGAGGAAAAAGCAAUCUAUCAGUUAAAAAAAACAAAACAAAAAACGGUGAACAAACAAGAUUCCUCGUGAGACUGUUUGUAAAAGACGUUGGGUUGUCGGUCGAGGAGUUUCCACUGCAACUAUAGAUGUCAGGCAUUGAUAAACAGCUGCUCCAACUGCAAUAGUUUUGUACAACGUCCCGGUGUAACGAUGCACACGUUGGUCCAUUAUCUCCUGACUUUGUAAUGUACAUAAUGC
Molecule: messenger RNA, 4768 nt
Organism: Salarias fasciatus (jewelled blenny)
Lineage: Eukaryota; Metazoa; Chordata; Actinopteri; Blenniiformes; Blenniidae
Product: bifunctional heparan sulfate N-deacetylase/N-sulfotransferase 1
Exons: 15
Coding region: 721-3390 (889 amino acids)
Cellular component (GO): Golgi apparatus
Molecular function (GO): hydrolase activity; heparan sulfate N-sulfotransferase activity; deacetylase activity
Source: RefSeq, a predicted model, not a curated record